Molecule: messenger RNA, 1061 nt
Organism: Gaeumannomyces tritici R3-111a-1
Lineage: Eukaryota; Fungi; Ascomycota; Sordariomycetes; Magnaporthales; Magnaporthaceae
Exons: 2
Coding region: 60-887 (275 amino acids)
Source: RefSeq, a predicted model, not a curated record
AACGAAAAAAAAAACCAGAAAAAAAAAACAGCCACAACACUCUAACCAACUACCUCAGAAUGUUCGCCAAAGCUAUUCUCCUCGCCCUCGCGGCCUCCCCCCUCGUCGCCGCCCACGGCAAGCCCGUCGUCAUCAAGGGCGACCUCGGUGGCAACGGCACGGCGCUAGCCAACCAGGGCGGCAUCAUCCCCGGCGAGGGGCCCAACCGCAAGACGGAGCCCGACACGACCGUGUUCAAGAAGGUCAACGGCAAGGUCGUCUUCCAGUCCGACGGCAUGGGCCGCACCCAGGGCCAGGGCCAGAACAAGAUGAACAUGAUCAAAGCCGCCAUGGCCCUGUCCGGCAACACCCUGCCCCAGGUCUCGUCCACCGGCGGCACCAUCGAGGGGACCUACCACAUUGUGACCGACGACGGCGCCGGACCCAUCCAGGCCUGCAUCGACCCGACGGCGACGGGUACCUUCACCAACUGCACCAUGCUCAAGGUCGUGACUCAGGUGCCUGGCAACGGCGGCCGCAUCAAGGCGCCCGCCAAGAACGGCAAGCGCGACGGCCCCGUCGCCGAGCUGUGGGACCGCGCCCUCGAGGCCCUGCACGUGCGCGGCAUCAUCAAGCGCGCCGCCAAGAACGUGAACCAGGACUUCCCCAUGAAGUUCGAGGUCCCAGCCGGCACCACCUGCCAGGGCACCGUCGAGGGCAUCAACAACGUCUGCCUCGUCAAGAUCGCGAACCCCAACCGCGCCGGCCCCUUUGGCGGCGUCAUGCCCAUCCAGAUCCAGCCCGGCGCCGGCAGCGGUAACGCCACGGCCCCCGCGGCUCCAGCCAAGGCCGCGUCGGCAAAGGCUGUCCCCAAGGGCAACAAGCGCAGCGUCGAGUUCACGGCUUAGAUGGUUCGGUUUCGUUGGGCUGUGGGCCGGCGAGGGUGCUUGGCGGGCGACGCCGCGAUCCCUGUUCAGGUCUGGGAUAGAGAUGUUGGAGUGGCAGAGGGAGAGAGAGAUGACAUGCCGGAUGACGAGAGCUGCUGGACUGCCAGUGAUGUGGAAGUUUCAACUGUAUAUAUA